AUGAUACUAGCGUCCUUUGUUAAUAGCAGUAGUGAUGAUAGCGAUGAGGAGCAAGGAACGAUAAUAAAUCUUGCUUCGCAUCGGCGAAUGAUCCGAACUACGACAGAUGCGUUGGAAUUGCCUGACCGAGCCUUUAUUAAGAGUUUUCGUGUGUCGAAGGAUAUUUUUGUUAGUAUUCUUCGUGAUAUUGAGCCAAGAUUUGCUCCAGUCAAAGGACGCGGGUUGACUGUCAAGGAAAAACUUGCCGCUGCUUUGCGAUUCUUAGCAGAAGGCAGUUAUCAGCAUGGAGUUGGUCAAGACUACGUGGUAGCUAUUGCCCAACCAACCUUCUCUGCUAGUUUUCAAGCAAUUUUGGAUGCUAUGGAAGCCACACUAUGCCCCAAGUGGAUUUCGCUUGAGAUGAGCAGUAACGAGCAACAAGAAGCAAGGCGUUACUUUUUUAGAAAAAGCGAAAUACCCGGCAUUGUGAUGUGCGUAGAUGGUACACACGUACCAAUUAUCGCUCCAAAAAUAAAUAAGGAUCAAUUUUACAACCGAAAGGGAUUUUCUAGCUUGAACGUAAUGAUGGUAGGCUUAUAUAUACGUUUUUACAAUAGAAGAGCUCUUAUUUAG
Molecule: messenger RNA, 612 nt
Organism: Anopheles coustani
Lineage: Eukaryota; Metazoa; Arthropoda; Insecta; Diptera; Culicidae
Product: putative nuclease HARBI1
Exons: 2
Coding region: 1-612 (203 amino acids)
Source: RefSeq, a predicted model, not a curated record